UGUGGAUGUCCGUACUGGACCGCGAUAUUCCCGGCAUAAAGAAGCACUCGAAGGAAUUACAAGUGGGCGAUUUGGCGGAGCUCUUCGCUUGUAUGGUUACGGGUCGAUCGUGGGCUUCCAUCACUUCUGGGAUUGAUAAAGCCGGGAAGUCGAAAGCCGAAGAAAAUGAGAUAAGAGCCGAAGCUGGGAAAUAUCUCCCGCAAAUUUCCGCUGUCCUCAGUCGCGUCCCUCGAGAAAUGCUGCUGAUUUUCAAGACGAACGAUCUUCUGAGAGGAAUAGAACACAAACUUGGAACUUCAAGAAAAAUGGCGUCAUUUGUGUCCAUGAGUCGGUGUUGUGUUCGGGCUGUGGCGGAGCAAGAGACGAAAAAUUGCGCCAGUUUUUGGUGCCGAUGGAGAAUCCAGUUUUGGUACCGUCAGGCGCGUUACAUGCAGCAAAUGAUGCUGGACUCCGACGCGAUGGCGAAUUACAGCAUGGCCAUGCUGGCUGCUCAAGGAAUGAGCUUCGUUCCGACGAACAUAGCGAGAGCAGGUCAACCACCGCAAUCCAAAUACGCUCAACUCUUGCAAGUGAUCGAAGAAAUUAGCAAAGACAUUCGCCCUUCGUAUGCUGGCAGCAAGAAUGCGGCGGAAAGGCUCAAGAGAGGCAUUACGAAUGCCCGCAUUCUCGUUCGUGAAUGUUUGAUUGAAACUGAACGCAGCGCCAGGCAGUGA
Notodromas monacha is the source of this 713-nucleotide messenger RNA. The record is from the annotation of a GenBank genome assembly. Lineage: Eukaryota; Metazoa; Arthropoda; Ostracoda; Podocopida; Cyprididae.